Mesorhabditis spiculigera is the source of this 2373-nucleotide messenger RNA. Lineage: Eukaryota; Metazoa; Nematoda; Chromadorea; Rhabditida; Rhabditidae. The record is from the annotation of a GenBank genome assembly.
AUGAGCAGCCGCUCGGAGACUGAGGAGCCCUCGGGCCACAAGAACACCUUCACCGAGGAUGACACUUCCAUGCUCAGCCAACACUCUGAAUAUGUCACCGAGCUGCUCGACGAACGUGCCCGUCUCGGCAAACCGGAGCAACCCUUCAAGCAUCUGCCGCGCCUUAUCGAGGCCGAGAUCAACCGCUUUUUGGGGAGCCUGACUACGGAGAGCAGCCGCACCGAAAAACUGCCCAAGCGCAUCAUGCUCCAGGAGAAGUUGAUCGUGCCCGUCGACAAGUACCCCAAGUAUAACUUCGAACCGCUGAACGUGAUUGUCCAAUGUGAGGACUACGAAGAUGUGUGCAGGAAGAAGCUGGAGUACGCGAUCGAUAAGGUCAACGUUCUACUGAACCCUCCGCCUGAGGGCAAAGAUGAGCUGAAGCGUAAGCAGCUGAUUGACCUCUCCAUCAUCAACGGCACAUACCGCCCGACGGUGGCCACGAAACCUCACUCGGGCUCUCACAAUCGUAGCCAUCUCUCCAGCCCAGCGGACAGCUAUCACUACAGUCCUCGCGGAAGACUUGAGCGCGAGCCACCAUUGCUCGACCUCCAGAAACUGCUCAAUUUGCUUUCGCCGAAAUCUACCAAUGGGCAAAGCCAAGAGGACAACAAGGAUUACUAUAACGUCCACUUCCCGGGAUGGGGCAAGCGAUACGACGAUGUCUUCAGCGAAGAACAAGUAGCAGACUCCUGGAAGCCCUACACGCGGGAGGCGGCAGAUGAAGCCCGCGAGGCAGUGCGCCUCGCUAAAGCGCUGGAGCAAAAGAAAAAACGCAGCAAGAGCCUGGGCUCGAAAUCAAUCACUCGCGCUAGGGGAAAGUCAGUCACACCAAGGAGCAAAGUGACCAACUCGGAAGUCCGAAGCAACCCUCCCAAGCGCAGCGAGGCCGUUGUGGUCAAGGUUAAAGAAGAGCAGCAGUCCGAGCCGGAGGAGCUAAAACCGUUCGCCAUGGAGCUCCGCUUCCCGAAAGCGCUGGGCCAGAUCCUCGUUGAUGAUCAUGAUCUGGUCGAUCGCCGAGGCCAGCUGCCCACGUAUCCCGCAAAACAUCCAGUCGACGAGAUUCUGAAAGAGUACUUAUCUUCUAUCGGCAAACUGCGUGACGGCGUGUUGGAGCGGGAGAAGCCGGUGCUCGGUGAGGACGAGGAUCUAGUGGAGCCACUCGUCUACUUGCGCUUCUUUUUCGACUGUUGCCUCGGCACUUCCUUGCUCUACAAGACCGAGCGUUCGCACUACGAUGCUCUGCACCUAAAAGAUCCGCUGGACCCAAAAUACAAUGCCUCCCAGGACGCACUUCCGUCCAAAUCGUAUGGCCUGCCGCAUCUCCUCAGGCUCCUGGCGUUCAUGUCGAGGAAGUACCAAGAGAUCCCUAUGUCCCAGGGCGAGAUUGAGAGAAUUGCUCGUAGCCACCAGGGCUUCUUGGACUGGUUGGAGACGAAGGAGGGCGAUUACUUCGACCGUAGCGCCUACUUUGUGCCGCUGGAUGAGAACCUCGACCAAGAGAGGAAGGAACACUUGUUUUCACUCGAAUCAGCAAAUCAACUACGGGAUGAUGAGAAGCAAAAAUUCGAACGCGAAUUAGCGAAGCUCCGCCAAGAAAACGAGCAGAUAAAGGCGGCCACAGUCGAAGUGUCAUUUGAGGAAAACUCACCAAACACCAAUAUGGGGGCAUCAUUUGUAACCGAAGAUGAACAGUCGGGCCGUUCAUACGCCGAAUACCUGGAGCUGCAAACUGUGAACGCUGAUCUGAACUCGCGUUGCCUGGAAGCGGAGGAGCUAAUCGUUAAUUUGAAGGCGGAACUUCGGACGUGUGAAGAGCAACUACAAGCCCUACAGGCGGCGCAUGAUGACAAGUUGUUCAAGAUGAAUACGCUGAAUAUCGAGUUGGAGAAGCUGAAGGAAGAAAAAGAAGAGCUCACGUCUUCACAGGCAGCCAGCAGCGCCUGCAGUUACUUCGACCCAGCCGGCGGCGAUUCUAUUUUUUCCGAGCUUACCAACGACCACAGCCACCUCGAGCAGACGGUCCGAAGUUUGCAGGAACAACUGGUGGAGACCUGUCAAGAAAAUACCAAGCUAAAAGCCGAGUGCGAAGAGGUGUUGCGGCUUCGCGAUGAGAGUACAACGACCCUCUUACCAAAGACAGGUGACGACAACUCGAGCCUGACCGUCGUCGCUGCGCCCAUCGGCGGGACUUACGUCGGCGGCAUGUUCGGAGUGGCCGUCGGUAUGCUACUCGUGUUCGCCUUCCUGCUCUACUGCUUGUGCCUCCGCCCGGUCCGGUUCGUCAUCGACGCCGUUCAUUUGAACAGCCUCUACAACAAACACCAACUGAUC